AUGACGACUGCCGUAUCAUAUUCAAUCUUAUCAACUGUAAACGAAGUCACUUUACAAUUCACUCGUUGUGAUUGUGGUCAAACUUACGUCUGUUUCAUAGACAAUCGCGUGAUAUUUACAGUCCCUACGGUUAGACAUCUCCUAAAUAAUGCCAGAAGAAAAGCUCCACAAACCUGCUUCAUUUUGUUCCGCAAUGUUAUACAGGAUUGUGUCACUUCCUUAAACCUUAGGAUAGAAAGACACGAUCUAUCCCGACAUGCGAGUAAUUUGUGGAAUCAACUGAAGAAGCAUGACGCUCUUCUAAUAGAUGAGUUUCGACGUGUGGCUCGUCUUGCUGCUCAGCAAUUCUAUUCAUCCAAAAUAAGAAUCAUCAACGUAAAUAUUCCCGAUGCGAUUCGUCCGCAAACCAAUGCUCCAAUUCCGAUCGAUGAUGAAAAGCUUCAAAAACUAUUGAGGGAUCUUUUCCCCGAUACGUUACCGCCUCCAGAUUUUCAUCAAUAA
Molecule: messenger RNA, 501 nt
Organism: Racocetra persica
Lineage: Eukaryota; Fungi; Glomeromycota; Glomeromycetes; Diversisporales; Gigasporaceae
Source: the annotation of a GenBank genome assembly